Messenger RNA from Morus notabilis, 1176 nucleotides. RefSeq lists its product as uncharacterized. The transcript has a single exon. Bases 1 to 1176 code for a protein of 391 amino acids. The record is from RefSeq and is a predicted model, not a curated record. Gene Ontology annotation, molecular function: nucleic acid binding; zinc ion binding. NCBI's taxonomy places the organism in Eukaryota, Viridiplantae, Streptophyta, Magnoliopsida, Rosales, Moraceae.
AUGCAUCGAUAUAGAGACGAACUAGGGAGAUUUGCUCAAUGUCCAAAUUUAGAAACCCUUAGUGAAAUUCUAUCUGACUCAUCUUCUACGUCUCCGUCUUCACACUCGUCGUUGGAAUUCGCAUUUCAAAAUCUAUUCGCAAUGUCACAACACGAGGAAGUUCAGCAAAGGACGUUGCAAGAUUACUUGCACCCAACGCACACAGCCACCCCAUCUUGCAUCAUGUUCCCACCGAAUGCACCGCCUACGGAUUUCAAGCCGGGCAUGAUUGCACUUCUCCCAACUUUUCACGGAUUAGAGAACGAGAAUCCAUAUGUACACAUUCGGGAGUUUGAAGAGGUGGUGGCCACCUUUCACAGCCAUGCUGAGGCCGCAAACACCGUCAGUUUGAAGUUUUUCCCUUUUUCUUUGAAUGACAAGGCCAAAAGCUGGCUGUAUUCUCUUAGGCCCAGGUCUAUUGGUACGUGGAAAGAAAUGACGACGACAUUCUUCAACAAGUAUUUCCCACACCAUAAGACCAACAAUUUGAAACGACAAAUCUUGAAUUUCGCUCAGAAGGAAAACAAAACUCUCUAUCAAGCUUGGGAGCGUUUUAAGGAUCUAUUAAAUCUAUGUUCCCACCAUGGAUAUGAAAGUUGGCGCCUCGUAAGCUAUUUCUACGAUGGACUCACAAUCCGAGAGUGCCAAUUUGUUGAGAUGAUGUGCAAUGGAGAUUUUCUCCAAAAGGAUCCUGAUGAAGCUAUCGAGUACCUGAAUGAGUUAGCUGAGAAAGCUCAUACUUGGACUGGACCGAGUGCUACUGAGAGCACCAGUAGGUCCCGACCAGUUGGAGUUUAUCAAUUAAGGGAAGAGGACAGUCUUAAGGCCCAAGUUGAAGCUUUGACGAAGCAAAUUGAGGCCCUCAAAAGUAAAGAUAGUAAAGGACCCUACAUGGUGGCAAGGACAGAGGCACAUGAGCCUUGUUUAGUUUGUGGUCGAAUGGGGCAUCUAACUCAGGAUUGCCACACUUUAAGUGAAAUGAGAGGGGUAUAUGAGGAGCAGUGUAAUGCAUUGGGCACAUACAAGAAGCCUUACGGACCUUUCUCAAAAUCUUACAAUCCUAGUUGGAAGAACCACCCGAAUUUCAGUUGGCGAGAUUCGAACCAACAUGUACAAUCAUUUGGAGGGCAAUGGUGA